Molecule: messenger RNA, 1074 nt
Organism: Saccoglossus kowalevskii
Lineage: Eukaryota; Metazoa; Hemichordata; Enteropneusta; Harrimaniidae
Product: piggyBac transposable element-derived protein 4-like
Source: RefSeq, a predicted model, not a curated record
AUGGGUGUUGAUUCAAAACCAGAGAUAGCAGACUACUGGUCCACCUACCAAGCUAUAAGAAAUGACUACAUUGCCAAUGUUAUGAGCCGCAACAGAUACCAAAAACUGAUGCAGUAUUUUCACUGUAACAACCCAGAAACUGACCCAAUGAAUAUAGUCAAUGAUGAAGAACGCAGAGAAAGGAGAAAAGAAGCGCCUCUGUAUAAAGUACAGCCAGUACUGGAUGCUGUCUUCACCAAUUCCCGGGAAUAUUACAACAUGCAUCGCCAGGUUAGCAUAGAUGAAUCUAUUGUUGGCUACAAGGGUCGUUAUGGAGGAGUACCUACAGUUUUUAUCCAGGGAAAACCCCAUGCUAAGGGAUUCAAAAUAUAUGCCUUGGCUGAUAGCAAAUCAGGCUACAACUACAGGAUUGAGAUCAUGUCAAUGACUGGUAGUCAUGAGAAGUAUAGAAGGGAUGUGUCCAGAACAAGAGAUCUGUGUGAAAGGCUUAUCGUUAACAUUAGGGGAUGCCAUCAUGUCCUGUACACUGACAGUUAUUAUACCAGUGUAGACAUGGUGAGUUACCUGCUAGAAAAUCAUGAAAUAUAUGUGGUUGGCAGCGUUAGGCAAGAUAGAGUGGGAUUCCCAAAUGCCCUCCGUACCAACCUCAAGAAAAAUUCAAAUCACAAGGCAAUAACAAAUUUAGAGAGGGGACAGUUUGUAUCCAGACAAAAGGAUACAGUGGUGGCUAUAUCAUGGAAUUACUCCAACCUCCUGAAUAUACUGACAACAUACUAUGAGGGCUAUAGAACCGAGAAUCAAAGAGUUACCCGUUUUCUGCUCUCACCAGAUACUGGCAGGAAAGUAGCAUACUCUCUACCUUCCCCAGAAGCAAUUUAUGACUACAAUCUGUACAUGGGUGGAGUUGACAAGUCAAACCAACUCAGGUCCUAUUAUACAGCCCAGCGUCAGUCAAAGAAAUGGUGGAAGUAUAUCUUUUUCUACCUUCUGGAUACUGCUAUAUGCAACAGCUGGAUCCUGUACAAAGAAUCCAAAGAUGGAUCCAAAGAAAAUGCACAAAGCCUUCCAAAUUGA